AUGAGCCAGCUUCCUCAUGUUCGCCAUGCCCUGGAGCUGGCUCGACGGGAUCAGAUGAUGCAGCCAAGGACGGUCACAUCUGCCGAUGACUUUGCGGAUGACACGGCGUCGAUGGUGAGGAGAAGUGCCGAGACGACGUCUUCGUCCAGUAAUUCAGGGGGUGGCCUAUCUUCUAACAUCACCACUACUCUCCCGAUCGUGCUGGCCGUGUGUAUUCCUGUGCUCGUAGCCAUUGUGCUGUUUACGGUUAUGCAUCGAAGACAUGUCAAGAAAUUACAAAAGGAGGAUGCCAAUGAUCAGCACAAAUCCCUGGAUUUUGGUAUGGAAAUUACGCCCACGAAUACUACAAAGAACGGAACUAGGGAGCCAAAGGGGGUUCCAGAGAUGACUGUCACCGAGGUUGACGCGGAGAAGAUGGGUCGUCGCGGCCGUGGCAUGUCUAUGGAUAUGGGAAGCCCCUACCUCCUGCCGCCCAAUCUGCAGAGCUCGAGAGAGUCGCUCAAUACUUUAUCUCGCAUCAUUGAUACCGGCAACGACCCCUACCGUCCGGCGACAAUCUACAUUUCUGAUGAGAUGUCGCCCGUCAGCCCACGACGGAUGAAUGAGGAUGCGUCUAUUUACUCCGUGUCCACUGCUGGCGGUCUCGGCCAGGACGGCAUGAAACAAGGUCUGCUUCAUAACGCCCAGAGGAUGUCCAUGUCGACCCCUCCUCUGAGUGGUCCCACCGUUCCCAUUCUCAAGACGCCCGAGCCAACACGUGAUCCAGCUCGUUCGAAACGCACGUCCAUGUUCUCCAACAGAUCCGAUCUUAGUGCCUCUGCUGCUGGCCAAGGGAAGCGUGAUUCGUAUAUUGAAGGCGAUACCGGCGACAUGCGACGAAGCAACAAUUACCUGGGUGCUUUGAUUGAGGCGGGUGAGCCUUUGGCUGCUCCUCAGCCGGAGUCUGAGGACAAGCCGGAUCCCACACUUGAAGCCAAACGCGCAAGCCUGCCUCCAGCGCUAUCGAUCCCUACUAUUGCCGAGCCGCCAUCGAUGCAGCAGACUGAGAACAGAAAGGGCCCGCCCCCGGCGAUUGACACCUCGCUCACUGAGGCGAACGCCAAGCAAUCCAUGGAAGCUUCCAUUGAACAUGCAGCAGCUCGACCCAGCAUCAUCAUUGACGACGCAAGUGACUAUGGCGAUGGCAUCGAGGUCACGCCGCCUUCGCCCAAUGGAUCAGCAGCGCCGUCGGAUCACAUUAGGAGGCACUCGCUGGACGCCCCACUCCCUUCUGCCGAAGACUACUCUCUGCACGCUGUUGAUCCCGCUGGUUUAGGCAUUGAUAUGCGUCGGCUGUCAAUGGGUCUCCGUCCCCUUCCUCCAGACGAUCCCACUGAUAACCCAGAGCAAAGAGCGAACCGGAUUCGGUCAUUCUACAAGGAGUACUUUGACGAGAGCAAGCCAAUGCCCAAGGGCGCUGAGUAUCAAGCCUACCCGGUCGACGCGCAUCCAGCUGAUGGCAGCCACUACGAUCCCAUUCUAGGAGAAUUUGUGGCUGCCAAGCCGUGGGCGGAGCCUGUCACUCGUCGCGCUAUGACACCGCCUCCGCGUGGUCCGCCCCGUGGGAUGGAUUCUUAUGGAUCGCCAGGACCAUUCCGACAACCUGGACCGCGUGCAUUUUCUUCCGCCUCCGCCCGCAUUGGACCCGUGGGACCCCGCGGACGCGAUCCCGCUCCUCGGAAACCCAUGGCUCCACCCAAGCCACUUCACGUCCUUCCGACGCCUCACCUGUUGAAGGAGGAUGUCCUGCCCAUCGACUUUGCUCCUCCGACCACCUUUAGAGACAUGCAAGGAGGAGCUCGUGCUGACUCUCCUCUUGGAGGUGCACGUCCUUACUCGCCUAGCGUUCGCGCCCACACGCCGCUCGCCUCUUCUUUUGAUGACCUCGCCGCCAUGCCAAGCCCGCACUUGCUCCGAAAAUCUGGCACAUUCACUGGCCUGGACUUUGCUGCUCCCGUUCGCUUCAGAAACGCCGACACCGGAAGCGAUGCAGGAAGCAUUCGCAGCCACGCCACCGGCGGCAUCUCGCCGGGUCAAGCCUACAGUUUGCGCGCUGGUGCGAACCGUGUCAGCCGUCUGCCCAAGGAAAUGGUUGGAUCCAAGGCAGAUCUUGCUGAAGCCUUGAGGCCGCAAUGGGGAAUGAGACCGUAA
Xylona heveae TC161 is the source of this 2190-nucleotide messenger RNA. RefSeq lists its product as hypothetical. The record is from RefSeq and is a predicted model, not a curated record. The transcript is spliced from 3 exons. Bases 1 to 2190 code for a protein of 729 amino acids. Lineage: Eukaryota; Fungi; Ascomycota; Xylonomycetes; Xylonales; Xylonaceae.